Messenger RNA from Rhopilema esculentum, 524 nucleotides. RefSeq names its product large ribosomal subunit protein eL28. Gene Ontology annotation, biological process: translation. NCBI's taxonomy places the organism in Eukaryota, Metazoa, Cnidaria, Scyphozoa, Rhizostomeae, Rhizostomatidae. Gene Ontology annotation, cellular component: ribosome. Gene Ontology annotation, molecular function: structural constituent of ribosome. The record is from RefSeq and is a predicted model, not a curated record.
GUAAUGAAUCUCAAUUCCACACACGUUCUUUCCGAAAAUCGUGUAUAGGGUUCUGCUCGUCGAGUAACACAGGCACAAUGUCAGCCGAUUUGCAAUGGAUGCUUAUCAGGAACAAUUCCUGUUUUCUUGUAAAAAGCCUUGGAAUGACACUUACCAAGGAACCAAACAACAUAAAGAAACUGAACUGCUUUAAAGGCAAUGGGCUGGUCCAUUCAAAGGCUGUGAGUGUGGAAGCAGCCGCUGAUGGCAAAGGUGUGGUCCUUUCAAUGAAGAGAAAGCAAGGAAAGAACAAGCCUGUCAAAAUGAUCAAAUCAACAACCAUCAAGCGAGGAGGUAGACAUACAGUCAAGACCAUCAAGAACACAUUGGGCAAAAGCCGCUACCGAUCAGAUCUCAUGGAUGCUGCAUCACGAAGAGCCUGUGCUAUCAUCAAAAGCCAGUCAACAUCAGCUGUUGUGAAGAAGAAGAGGAGUCACAGGAAGAGAAACUAAAUUGUUUUGAGAAUCGAAAAUCUGAUGUUUCAA